AGUGAGCGAUAGCCGUAGUUAUCGGCGCAGCACUGCUAUAGAUAAAUCGAGAGGUUGAUGGUAUAGAGGGAGCCAGUCGGUGAUAAUCAACGCGACGCUUGUAAUCGAAGUCGCGCUGUUGGCCGAUUGCAGCGUCUAUCGUCCCGACUUCGGUUUAGUUGAGACAUUGCGGGAAUCGUGCCGUGGAUACGGAGCCUUUGCAAGUGGAGUAACUAGCGGUUGCGCGAGCGCCCCGGAGACGUGGCGCCGCCAUUUUGCUUGGCAACAACAGUAGUAAUUUCAGCGUCGACGGGCGAUUCGCACAAGCGAAAGCGCGAUUGCCGUCACCUUUAUCCUCGUCUUUGUCGUCGACGUCCAGCCGCGUCUUUAAGCUGGCCGUCGACGAUACGACCGACACAGCACCGAUAUUAACAGCCAAGAACGGAGGUUCAGCACACUGGUGACGAUAGUAAGGGCUGGGGUUUGGAGCGUCGUCGCCAGGGGGAGCCGCAACGUUGUCGUUAACGCGCAGCUAAAGCGAUCAACGAGCGUAGCCGCUGGCCGAUAGGGGCGUCAUCGACUCCUGUCCCGAUAAUCGUUGUUCCUAGCGUAACAUUUCCAGAGCCGACGAUAUGAGGCUAGAAAUCGUGUCCGCGGCUGAUUUUUUGGUGCAGUUACUGCGCCUGCAGGCCGGCCAAUUAUCGGAGAGCCAACUGCAGAUGUUCAAGAGCUCGCUUACGGAAUUGUUGAGGCGUCGCUAUCGUGACCACUGGUUCCCGGAUAAGCCCAAUCGUGGCAGCGGUUACCGCUGCAUACGUAUAAACGGCAAGAUGGAUCCAGUGAUCGCACAAGCGGGCAUGAACGUUGGCCUGGUGCCGACCGUACUCCACAGUCUAUUUCCCAGCGAGCUCACCAUGUGGAUCGACCCGGCCGAAGUAUCCUACAGGAUCGGCGAGAAUGGCUCCAUUUGCGUUCUCUUUGAGGGUACUGGUCAACAAGUUCCAUCAUCCAACUCGACUUCUUCCUCGCCAUCUUGUUCCGAGGGACUGGACGAUCACCAUCAGCACCAUCACCAUCACCACCACCAUCAUCACCAUCACCACCAUCUUCAACAGCAACAGCAGCACCAACAUGUGCAACCUCAUCCUCAGCAUCACCACCAUCAUCAUCAGCAGCAGCAACAACAACAACAGCAGCAGCAACAAUUUGAAAGCUGCAAGGACUCAUUGUUACUUGAACAUACACAAUUCAGUGAGCAAAUAGCUGCCUUCGUAUCCAGUUGAACGGGUCGCAGGAUGGCUGCUGUUGGAAGAUGAUGAGGCGAGUCGGAAGCGAGAAACGAGCUACUACUAAACAUAAAAGGGAUGAUAGGGAGUGAGAGCGUGAGGAAGAGUAAGCGAAUGAGAGAUAAACAAAUUGAGAGAUGAUGAGGGCGAGAAAGAGAGGGAGAGAUUGAGAAGCGCAGCACCAACAUCCGUCACCAGCGUUACUUUUACUUAUAUUUUCUUUUAUUUAAUUCUAUGAAGUGCGGUUCUGACCAUGAGUUCUCGCCAUUAAUCAUUUAUAUUCUAUUAUAUUUGUUCAUCAAUAUAAUUUUUUGCCGAUUUUAUUACAACAGUCACCAACGCACUAGUAAAUGUUAACAGAAGAAAGAAAAAACAAGUAAAAUACAUUGCUGCCAACAAAGAUGGCAUUCAAUAUUUGAUCAUUUUUAAAAAAUUUCACGAUAAUUGUUAACGUUAACGAUACGAUUUUCUGAGUGUGGCGAGAAUUCUUUGAAGUGCACGAGGAAGAACAAUAAGUUUAAUUGUGUAUACUGUAAUCGCAAGAAAUAUGGUCACGUAAGUGGACAUUGAAGGAAAUGAAGAAAGCUAAAAAGAGAAAGAAGGAAAGGGAUAUGAAAAUAAGGAUGAAGAAGAAUGGAUCCCGAUUUUCUGCCGGAGCGUCGUAUGCGUCGAUAUACAGGGAUUCAACGCCACUAAGCUCGUCCUCGGUUUUUGCUCCAAAAGGUGAUUUACAUGAUGAUCUCAUAAGAAGAUGACCAAGCAAUCUGGUCGUUUCUGCAGUUGUUUCAUGUUUCUUUGUCAAAGGAAAACUAAUCAAUGCUUACCGCCUUUUUGUACGGGAAGCUGAAGACAAUGCUGAUGAAGAGGAGAGACGACGAAAUGUCGUUGGAUUCGUCCAUCGUUAUAAUGUCGACUAUGACGCUGUCAUCGAUCCACACGUAAAUGAAACGAAACACUGUACACUUCCAAUUUACACAUGCACACAUGCUCAUGCCAUUCUUUCUACAUGAUCAUUCACACGUAUACAUGUUUUCAAACGUUGUAUUUUAUCUGCGCGCUUACUGUAUCAUCUAUACAUAAGACACGUUGUCACCGAGCGUUGAUGUUUGUAAGAAAAAUUAGAAAAAGAAAAUAAAAAAAAAACUAAUUGGCGUAAGCGCCGCGCGCGACUUUCAUAGUACUUUCGGGCAUGCAGUUUGCUAUUUAAAAUGUAUUUUCAAUUGACAUUUGCAUAAGUUAUGAUUAUCAGUAAACAAUAAUGAUAAUAGUAAUAAAA
Ceratosolen solmsi marchali is the source of this 2541-nucleotide messenger RNA. RefSeq names its product protein BTG2. The record is from RefSeq and is a predicted model, not a curated record. The transcript has a single exon. Gene Ontology annotation, biological process: negative regulation of cell population proliferation. Lineage: Eukaryota; Metazoa; Arthropoda; Insecta; Hymenoptera; Agaonidae. The coding region runs from base 612 to 1262 and encodes 216 amino acids. Gene Ontology annotation, cellular component: cytoplasm; nucleus.